AUGGCGACCGAACGCCACGUCCAUGGCAUCCUGUACAUGGGAGGUCCUUAUGGGUCUUCCUCGACACCUCAUGACCCGGAGGCCUUAAAGCGUGCCCCGCGUGAGCUGCCAGUCCCGACCCAUACCUCACAGGACCCCAUCAGCCAAUGGCUUCCGCUACCCAACGUCGAUGCACGCUGGCUAGCCGUGCAUCAGAGUGGCCGCUUGACCGUUUGGCGAGGCGACGCACUCCUUCCUUUUCGUGCGGAUGGCCCUCGGUCUGACGAGGUGCUCCAGCAAGCCCACUCCCCUGCCCUCUUGUUGCCCACAGAUCAUCCCGGGGUGAGCCAACGCCAGCUCCCUGCCGACACCAAUCGCCUGCACUACCUCGAAAGUCUGCAGCUCUACCUCAGCUGGAGACAAGGAGGACGCCGCCUAGGCCUCCUGACUUCCGAGUUUGAGGUCUUGGAUGAACUCGAGAGCCCCGAGCCCGUGCAUGCCAUUGCUCACCCGACAGGUGCCCUUGAAAUUAUUCUUUGUGGCAAUCAAGAGCUCCAUCGCCUGGCUUUCCGUCGUGGACGUCAUCUGGAAUUUCGUACCGCCUAUCGACCGCAAUGCGAAGGCAGUCCUGAUAAGCCCCUGCGCCACCUCGUGCUUGACUCCGAUGAAGAAACGCAUCAGCGCCUCUACGUCGCUAUUGGCAACUGCGUAGCCAUUCACCGCUGCCUCAGCGGCGAAUCCGUCGCCGCCAUCAACGACAUCUUUGACGCCGAUCUCUCUUGCAUCUAUCCGGAUCUCAAGGAGCACGUGCUGCUCGUAGCCUCGCGUCGCGGUGCCAUUGCUGUCAUUAACAUGAACAACUGGUCGCGCUUGGCGACUUGGGUCAGUACCACGGCCCCCAUCGUAGCCAUCUACGAACACCGCCUCCUUCCCAGUGCCAUCCUUGCCCUAGCCGAGGAUGCCACCCUGACAGUCUGGCACUACCACUGCCAAGAUUGCAUCCUUCAGCGCCAGCUCCCCGAGCAGCCCAAAGCGCUCUAUCCCCUGCCCCACCACCCGAGCCUUUUACUCUUGCUUGGCACCAACACCUCCCACAUGUUUCGCCUCAACAUUCUCUAUCGCCUUUAUAGCCUCAUGUUUGAGCGGAUUACUAGCUUGGCACGCCGCUGGUGCGCGCCCGAUGAAGCCCAUCUCUGCACCCUGACACAUCGGCAGCAGGCCAUUGUUCUUGACGCCCAAGAUCAAGCAUGCCUGCUUGAGACAGAGCGCAUGCCUUUUUUGGGUCCGACCCGCAGCAUCAGCCUGCUUGACUCUCAGGACCUGUGGUGCUUUUGCUCCACGUCAGGGCAAAUCCGCUUCUAUUCGACUCAAAAGGGCGCCGAUGAGCUCGAAGCCUUGCAGCCCGACUGCCUUUGGGCCCCGUCUCUUCCGCCAAACGGCGCGACAUGCAUCGCCACACUUGAAUUAGCACGCCAACACCCGUUGCCCGAAACCCCUGACCCCCGGAGCUGGCGCGCAGGCUUUGGUCGUGCUGUUCAGCCUCGCUACCCCAUGACAGAAGCUUGGCGCACUUGGCGUACCGAGCAGGCGCCGCCCCCUAACAUCCACGCUGGCGUUCUCGUCGGGUCUGAGGAUGGCCACUUGCGCCUCAUCGACCUGCGCACCCAACGCCUGGUGGAAGCCUUUCCAGCCAUUCACGCAGCGGGGCUUGUGGCCGUAACUGCCGACGUAUCUCAGCCUCCGCCCGUGCGCUUUCAGGGUACAGCACCACCAGCCUCUCUACCUUGGCACGUCGCAUCAUAUGAUGCAGAAGGAGCUUUGGUGCUCUGGGCACUCACGCCAAUGGCAAUACCGCCUCUUUCACCUGACGCCAACUUUGAGGCGACGGAGGAAUGGGCAGCACACCCUUACAUAACCGUGACCCAGCUCCGAGUCGUCUUUCUCUUGGAUCGCAUCUACCGACAGGUUCUGCACUACCCGCACCUCAUCACGUGCGCACGGCAUGAAGAAACUGCUCGUCACGUCGUCAGCGUCCUUGAUGUAGCCCAGGACACCACAAUCUCGCACCACGUCCUAGACGAUCACGAUUCACGUGUGAUUGGCCUUGACCUCAACCCCCACCUUGAUCUCAUGGUGACUGCAGAGGAUGCAGGGAUCCUCAAGCUUUGGUGUGUCAGCCGCAACUCCCUACUUGCCACGAUUCAGCUAGACAGCCCCGUGCAAGGCAUUGCCAUCCAGGAAACCGAGUCUACUACACCUUGCAUUGUUCUCGCCACGCGCGGGCACCUUUGGCAGAUGCCCCUCUUGCCCUUUCUUCCGCGCCGCUACUUGCGUGGCAUCCUCGGCCCGGGACCGCGCCCAGAGGCAGCCUGGCGUGCCAACCUAGUGGAUGAACUUCACCACCCUGAGCGCUUUGGUCGAGUCAAUCUCUCCAUCAUGCCUAGCGCCAACGGUCACACCCAGGUGCGUCACCACCGUCGCUCCACAUUGGCCGAUACGACCCGACAUCAAAUGAAAACCAUUGAGUUGGAACGCCAACGCGUGGCCAGCCAAACCCGCCGGCUGCUGGACCGAGAGCGUGACCUGGUUGACAUCAAUUUACGUCGUGACAAAGCCAUCGAAACCACGGCCGUGCCUUCUCGAACUCGCAAGGCGCAGCGGGCUGCACUCAAGGCCUUUGCUCGUCAACUUCACCCGCGCCUUGCCGUCAUUGACGACCUGCACCGGCAAUAUGAUGAAGAGCGGCUGCAGGAGGUUGUACAAGCCUCGCUCUCCACCCUGUCCGAUACCGACAUGCAAGAUCUCCGUGCCGCCGUGGCUGCGCUUCCAGAGCUCUCGUCAGAAGAGGAGGACGAUGGGGUAGGCCUGAUGGAUCUGCUCAAGAAGAACCCUGUCAUCAAUCUGUCCAGCUCAGAGGAAGAUGAAGAAGAAGAGGAGUCGCCACGUCGACGGCGCCGCCGCCGCGCUGCGGUUGCUUCCCGAGGGUUUCAGAUGCUUGAUGAGCGUGAACGGCCCGCCAAAGCCCAGGAGCCACCUCCAGCAAACGAAAGCGCCAACGAUCGGCCGCCGCCUCCGAUCAAAUCACCCAAACCGACACGCUCAACGCCCAGCGCCCCCAAGUUUCCACCCGUAGCCCCGCCGCUACCUCGCUACUUGUCACAGUUUCGGGAGAAGCAUUGGUUCAAGUUCCGCUAUCCUCGUGCCGUUCCCAGCACGUUUGACUUUUUGCGCCCAGCGCCGUCGGAAGAUGAAGUGGCGCGAAAUGUAUUAGCUCAGAUCCCGUACCGGGCCGUGGUGACCUUUCUGGCCGGCAGCGAACUGUCGUUUUCUGGCCCCCCUGUUCGUAGCCUCCUAUCUCAGGCAACAUCCACCGAAGAUGCCAUUUCCAUCGUGGAGAGCAUCGGCGUUCUCAGCGUUGACUCGCACACCGACUCUAUCACCCGCGCAGCGAUCCGCCGGACGCUACUAGCUGCCUUGGACCCUCACUGCUUUGCUAUGCAUGGGCUGGACGGCGAAACGGAUUUGUUAUGGCAGCACUUGCGGCAGCAAGCUGAUCAGCUCGCGCGGCGGGGUGCGGCCUCACCGCGGCCCCCGGUUGCAUCAUCAAUGGCAAUGGCGCUUGACGAUGAGCACAAUCAAGGGGAUCACUCUUCAGAAGUGGGGAGCGCAAUGGCCGAGGACGGCUCAACAAACGUGGUAUCGACACAGCCAAGCGUUGAUGAACGGCAGCGGGCCGCCAGCGCAGCUCGGGAGCUCUUGUCCGACUGGCGCACAAGAUUGGCAUCUGCAACCACGCUGUCCCGCCGUGGCUCGACGGCUGUGACCAUGGCCGCCCCCACUGACGACCGACCUCCUGUGCAUGAUAUUGGCGAGUGUGACGCGAUUGACGUGCUACGCUACUUUAUCGUACAAAAUACGGAGCGACCGGCGUCCGAGCCGCGGGCACGCACGCAGACUCCUCGCCUGCUGCGCAACCUAGACCGCAUUGCGCGUGCCCCCUUGGCGACACAAAGCUUCCUGCCACGUCUCGGCUAUGUUGGAAGAGUUGUUGGGCUGGUCGGGCCGUGGACUGAAGCUACUUGUCCUAACCAGGUGGUUUUCGAUGUUCUUCAAUUGCCGGGUUCUGUAGGGCGGCGACACCGCGGGGAGAGCAUCGAGCUGCAUCGGCACGCCUGCCUCCGGUGCGCUCUGCCCCUGAUGGAAGCAAAGAAGGCGAUGAGCGCCAACAAAUAA
Messenger RNA from Monosiga brevicollis MX1, 4212 nucleotides. RefSeq lists its product as uncharacterized. NCBI's taxonomy places the organism in Eukaryota, Choanoflagellata, Craspedida, Salpingoecidae. The transcript is spliced from 6 exons. Bases 1 to 4212 code for a protein of 1403 amino acids. Gene Ontology annotation, molecular function: protein binding. The record is from RefSeq and is a predicted model, not a curated record.